Molecule: messenger RNA, 1707 nt
Organism: Dicentrarchus labrax (European seabass)
Lineage: Eukaryota; Metazoa; Chordata; Actinopteri; Moronidae
Exons: 7
Coding region: 97-957 (286 amino acids)
Source: RefSeq, a predicted model, not a curated record
UCCAAUCUACGAGAAGAAGAAGCAGCAGCAGCUCCACAUUACAACCGACAGAGCUGCAUUCUAUUAUAAUAUAUAUAUUUCUAUAUAUAAUCUAAUAUGAGAGAGCACUACUGCUCGGUUGUCGGCUGCAGGCUGCAGCACCGAGCCUUACACACUCUCCCAGCCUCAGAGGAGCUCCGACUGCAGUGGAUCCACUUUAUAUACGACGGGAAAGUCCCGGUUCCAGUCGGUAAGAAACCGAUUGUGUGUGCCAACCACUUCCUGUCGGACUGCUUCCAGAACCUGGGUCAGUACAAUGCCGGACUGGCUGCAAAGCUGCUACUGAAAGAGGGAGCGGUACCGACCGUCCGUGGACCGACAGCAGGGGAGGACACCGCGAGCACAUCUGGAGUGAUUGCCGUGGUGAAACAUGUGGCGUCCCAGACGGACCCGCCAACAACACGCACAACGGGAACGCAGCUCGGAAUGAAGACUCUCCAACCUCAUUUCAGAAGCACAGGCACACAGAAUACAGUUUCUUGCACUGACGUUGGUGUCGGCACCUCGGCUGUUGCAUUCUCUGCAUCACGGCCGGUUCCAACAUCGAUAAAGAGCCAAUGUAAGAGACGUCGCUUGGAGGAGGAGGAGGAGGAGGAGGAGAACCUUUUAAACGGCAGUUCUGUUGACACUGAAGAACCACAUGAUCGUACAGACGACCCUGCAGACACCUCGAGCGAGUCAGCAGACGUGACACUGAAAUCUUCUCCCGCCGUCUGUAAGACUCACACUGUGUAUGAGAGCUGCCUGAUGGAGCUGUUUGAGGAGUGUCCUGUGUGUCAGCGGGAAUGUGACGUACGGAGCAGACCGUCGGGAACGUUCCUCUCUGUGGAACAACGCUGUCUACACUGUGAGUUCUACAGGAAGUGGAACAGCCGGCCUCCUGCUGGGAACCUGCAGCCGUCCACUGCACUUCUUUAAGCUGGAUAAGGACUGUCUGAGGAACUGUUGAGAACUGAAUUUGAGUCCUGCAUUCUUCAAGUUUUUAUAAAUAAAGCUGUUAAUUUGGAAAUAAAUCACCAUUGUCUGGAUAUUUGUACAAUGUGUUCACAAUCUUAUUUUGCUUUUUAUUAUUUUCCCUCCCAAGACUUUAGCUGCCCCCCUGCACUGCAGUGAUACUGCAGAGCGUCCACAGGCAGCAACCUCAGCUGGUGAGCUGCUGUUCAGGCUCCAUUUCCCAAAGUGGAAGAAGAGAGAAAGCCCAGCAGAGCCAGUGAAUGAACCGACCUUCAAUUAUAUGGAUGAAAUCUUGGACCUGCUGUUUGAGAAGGUUUUUCGGGACCCCGGACCGUAGAGGAUCUCUCUGUGCAGUUCGACACACCGGACCAGAACAACCCCACGUACAGGCCCUGAGCGUCGGGGAACCUCCGUGUACGCAGAACCACGCAGAACCACACAGAACCACACAAACUCUUCGGCUCAGAAAGCCCCAACACCAGCUCACAAAGCUCCUAUAGUAUCUGUAACAGCUGAACAGAGUGGACAUAUUCAGUUAUACAUUUACAUUUAUAUUUAAUAUCAUUUAUGAUGACCCACAUUUUUUUGUUGUAAAUAUAUAUAUUACCUAUUGUUUAACUUUAAACCAGUUUGUACAUUCAAUAACUUUUUGAAUAAUUUUUCAAGUUGUGUGUUGUUUGCUGUAUUUCUAAAAAUAAAACUAUUCUAUUAAAA